Penicillium coprophilum is the source of this 1002-nucleotide messenger RNA. RefSeq lists its product as uncharacterized. The coding region runs from base 1 to 1002 and encodes 333 amino acids. Lineage: Eukaryota; Fungi; Ascomycota; Eurotiomycetes; Eurotiales; Aspergillaceae. The transcript has 2 exons. The record is from RefSeq and is a predicted model, not a curated record. Gene Ontology annotation, molecular function: arylformamidase activity.
AUGUUUGGCAUUCCCAAUCUCCCAGAGACAUUCGAUGAUCUCCCUGACAAGCGUCGCUUCUGGCCUGGAACCGCAGGGUCAGAAGAGGAAGGUCUGGGAAUGCUCCGCCUUUUGACGCCUGAACUAGUUGCCCAAGCCGCGCGAACACAGAUCCAGACCGGCGAGAGGGUAUGCUUAAACUGGGAUAUGGAGAAUUUGAGCCCACCAGACUCACGACUCGAGAAACCAGGAUUUGGCCGCAAGCCCUUUGAGCACCGAGUUAAAUGGGUCGCCGAGGGUGUUGCUUUCGACGACGAAUAUCACUUCAACCCACAGCAAUCAUCCCAGUGGGAUGGCCUCCGACAUCACAAUGCGCCAGCCCCAAUACCAGAAGAUCCAGACCGACGUCUUUUUUAUGGUGGUACGACUGCAGGGGAGAUUUUGGAUGAAUCCUCGUCACGGAUUGGCAUUGGCUUUUGGGCGAAGAAGGGCAUUGCCGGGCGUGGCGUGCUGAUCGAUUACGUCUCCUACGCGGAGAAGAAAGGCAUCAGCGUAAACGCGCUGAGUCGGCAGAUGAUCUCGCUUGAUGAGGUACAGGAGAUUGCGCGCGAAUGCAACAUCACAUUCCAGAAGGGUGAUAUCCUUUUCUUGCGGGUUGGCUUGCCUGAGACGUGGGAGCGGAUGUCAGCCGAGGAGCGGGUGGCUUAUAGUCAGCAGGGGAUGCCGCAACAUGCUGGAAUCGAACAGAGUGAGCGGGUGCUGCGCUUCAUAUGGGAUAACCAUUUUGCCGCUGUUGCGUCCGAUGCUGUGAGCUUCGAGGUUUACCCAGCUCUGAACCCUGAGUUUGAUUUGCAUCAUCACCUUCUGGCUGGGUGGGGUAUCCCUAUUGGGGAGAUGUUUGAUCUGGAUGAGUUGGCUGCAACAUGCAAGCGUUUAGCUCGUUGGAGUUUCUUUAUCUCUAGUAGUCCGUUGAACUGCUCCCGGGGAGUUUCUAGUCCGCCUAACUGUAUGGCUAUUUUCUAG